Messenger RNA from Carassius carassius (crucian carp), 2774 nucleotides. It is a transcript of the gene senp2, whose product is annotated as SUMO specific peptidase 2. The coding region runs from base 174 to 1967 and encodes 597 amino acids. The transcript is spliced from 17 exons. The record is from RefSeq and is a predicted model, not a curated record. Gene Ontology annotation, molecular function: deSUMOylase activity. NCBI's taxonomy places the organism in Eukaryota, Metazoa, Chordata, Actinopteri, Cypriniformes, Cyprinidae. Gene Ontology annotation, cellular component: nucleus. Gene Ontology annotation, biological process: protein desumoylation.
AUUGCUGUGGUGUCGCGUUUGACAAAUCAGUGACGCAGUAUACGUACGGCUACGGAAGGCACGAGUGGGUCUGGGUUAAUUUUUCGGUUUCAAAAUCUUCAGUAUAGACCGUCUAUGGUAUAGACCUGGCACUAACAAACGAGGUGGAGUCUUAUUCAUCGUGGUGGUUUGUGAUGUAUGAAUGGAUAGUUGACGGAUUAUCGUCGCUCUUCGUGCCUUUUUCUGGUGAGAAAUCCGCAGCCUGGCCUAGUGAGCACGGGAACGGUGAAGCUCGAGCCGCGGGAACAGACGCGCUAGACAACAGUAACGUUAGGCCCGCCAAACGCAACUAUCAAAGUGUGUACUCAGCUGAUUGUGUGACCGAAUAUCCAGAGGUCAAAAGAGCAAGACAUGAUGUGAUUGUCAGGGUUGUCAAGAAGACUUUUGCAGGGAUUGCAGGGCUGUUCCGAUCAAAACACUACAGAAAGACAGAACAUGAAAAACAGAAAGCCUUUACAGAGGUUGGCACGAUUGCCUUUAUGGGUAUUGAUGACAUACACAGCAACAGCCUGAGUUCGUGGAUUGAGAGUGACGGGAUGGAUAAACCGAUAGAAAUUGGACCUAAAAAUAAAGAAAGCACAGCAGCCAAUGUCCACCACAACCCCCAGGCUUUAUGGAAACCUGACAGUGGAGCAAUGCUGUACAAGGGAAGGCAGGACAAAGGCAGAGAUGUACGCAGAUCCCUGAAGCUUGUGCCGUCUUGCACCGCCCACGGGCUAAGCACAAGACCGGCUGAGAUGGAGCAUCCGAGCCGCACACACAAACCUUGCCUGACCGUGGAGGAGGCACUGAGAGAGAGCGAUCGAGAGCAUUAUAGGAAGCUGGUAGAGAUGGCGUCAGAGAAAUACUCAAAGAGCAAGCCAUUGCCGUUUGGACGGAUGAAGCCUCCAAUCACAACUUUCUCUGUUGAUGGACACAAGGCAAAUGGACACACCUCCAUUAGUCGCACUACUGACAUGAGCAGACCUGCUCCAGUCAGAGCCAAACCUAAUGUGUCUGCGUGGCGGGAUCCACUGUUGCAAACUAAAGACAGAACACUAGAUGUUAAUCGAAGCACUACAGCAAGUGACAUCAAGGAAGGAGCCUUGAUUAAUCAAACUGCAAGAAAAAUUCCUGUAGAUGUGGAUCUGUCAGCUCAGGUUGAAGCCAGGUUGAACCUUAAGGAGAAAGAAAUAGUGGCAGGACCGUCGCUACCUUCCAGAUCUGAACUGAUUACAGAUUCAGUGAGGCGCGGUGAGGAGGAGUUUCCCAGACUGACCAAGGAGAUGCAGCAGGAAGUGAGUGCUGCUCUUGCUCAAACUGAUCCAAACCUGGUUCUGUGCAGUGCUUUCAAACUGCGUAUCACACAGAGGGAUCUGGCAACCCUGCAAGAGGGCAGCUGGCUCAACGAUGAGGUGAUCAACUUCUACAUGAAUCUCGUGAUGUCCCGCAGUGAGCAGGAAGUAGGGGGCAGGAAGGUCUACUCUUUCAGUACCUUCCUCUUUCCCAAGUUGCAUAGCGGUGGACAUGCUGCAGUACGGCGGUGGACUAAGGCUGUAGACCUCUUCCUGUAUGACAUCAUUCUGGUCCCCCUUCACCUGGGCGUUCACUGGUCCCUUGUUGCUGUUGACUUCAAAUCAAAGUCUGUACGAUCAUAUGAUUCCAUGGGUCAAAGGCAUGAUGACAUCUGCAACAUGAUUUUGCUUUAUCUGAAAGAGGAGUUCAAGGUGAAGAAGGGCAAAGAUUUGGACACGUCAAAGUGGAACUUGAGCAGUCUACGACCUUCUGAGAUCCCUCAGCAGAAGAAUGGGAGUGAUUGUGGUGUGUUCGUAUGCAAAUAUGCUGAUUAUAUCUCCAGAGGACGCAACCUCACAUUCAGACAGAAUCAUAUGCCAUAUUUCAGGAAAGCUAUGAUCUGGGAGGUCCUCAAUCAAAAGCUGCUGCAGUAGGAGCAUUGGGAAUGUCGUACUGACUGAAUCAGAUUUACCAAAGCACAGGACCACCAUUCAUCUGUCCCUUCUGCCCUUUUCUAGAGAUAUUUGGCUUUAUAUUGGCAAAAUUCCACCCAAUUUUUCUAACAGACAGUGGAUUGCUGGUUUUAGGCUGGGUUUCUUUGCACUAAUAACCAAUCCCUACUGUACGAAUCCAAACACUAUAAGCGCAAAUGUGAGCAGAACACUGGAUUGGGCUGUGAGCAGGUGGAAGCCUCAUUAGCGUUUGAGGCUAGAAUCGUUCUCAUUCCAAGAAUGUAGUCUUAUCGCCCCCUACAGGUUAUACUGUGAGACUUUCCCAACUCACAGAAGUAGCUGUUGAUGUUCUCAUGUUUAGUUACGAUGGGGGACUAUAGUUACAAAAUGGACCUUAUUUUCAGUAAGAGUUUCUUGGCGUGGGGAUGUUAUAGUUACGUAUCUCUUUUUACAUCAUAUGUGCAUUAAUAAGGAAUGAUAAGAAUAUUUAUUUUGUUUGAAUGAGAUGCAGUGAUGUCUGCUUAGUAUGUCAAGACUUGUGUGUUUUAAAACCUACAAUGUUACCCAUUAGUGUCAGAGCAUCCUAAUAGCAAGGUUUCAUGUGCAUGGCGAUGAUGGUGCUUGCACUGAAAGCAACAGUAUUCAGUGGAUCUCUUGUUUCUUUUGUGUCUCUAAAUAGUCCUGGCCUCCAAGUGCCUUGUUCCAAGAGCAUCUCAUUUUAAAGCCAUUAAAAUAUUGUGGUUUCACAACUGUUUCUGGAGCAUUUGAACAAGCUUGUUUUGUAGUUAU